GGCAAAUUUAAGUGUUCGUACUAUUAGACGUCAUAGUCAGGCUCUGCAGCAGGUCGGUUAGUGAGGAGCUAGUGACAGGCCUUGUGUGUGGAUACGGGCUUAAAAUCAUGACCGUCGAUGAUUAUGAGGAACUGCUCAAGCAUUAUCAGCUGCAUGAGACCAUCGGAACAGGAGGAUUUGCUAAGGUCAAGCUUGGAACUCAUCUUCUCACUGGUGAGAAAGUCGCAAUCAAGAUCAUGGACAAGGAAUCCCUUAGGGAUGAUUUGCCUCGUGUCAAAACAGAAAUUGAAGCGAUGAAGAAUUUGAGCCAUCAACAUGUUUGUAGACUCUAUCAUGUUAUUGAAACCCCAAAGAAGAUAUUCAUGAUUCUUGAGUACUGUCCAGGUGGAGAACUAUUUGAUUACAUAAUUGCAAAAGACCGCCUAACUGAAGAUGAAGCUAGGGUGUUUUUCCGGCAGAUUGUAUCUGCUGUUGCUUAUAUUCACAGCCAAGGAUAUGCACACAGAGAUCUAAAACCGGAAAAUCUUCUUAUUGAUGAAGAUCAGAACCUGAAAUUAAUAGACUUUGGGCUUUGCGCAAGGCCAAAGGGUGGCAUGGAUUAUCAUUUAAUGACCUGUUGUGGAAGCCCAGCAUAUGCAGCUCCUGAACUCAUACAGGGAAAAGCUUAUAUUGGCUCUGAGGCAGACAUAUGGAGCAUGGGAGUGCUGAUGUAUGCACUAAUGUGUGGCUAUCUUCCAUUUGAUGAUGACAAUGUCAUGGCUUUGUAUAAAAAGAUAAUGCGAGGAAAAUAUGAAAUCCCAAAAUGGCUUUCACCUGGCAGUGUGCUGCUGCUUAGUCAAAUGCUUCAGGUGGAUCCCAAAAAAAGAAUUUCAGUGAAGCAUCUUUUGAGACACCCAUGGCUCAUGCCAGGUUACCACUAUCCUGUCGAAUGGUAUAGUAAAUGCCCUCUUGGAUACAUUGAUGAAGAUUGCAUUACAGAACUAUCAGUGUAUAACAAGCACAGUAAAGAAACCAUGUCUCGUCUCAUCUCUGAGUGGAAUUAUGAUCACACAACAGCCACUUAUCUACUGCUUCAAACUAAGAAAAACCGUGGGAAGCCUGUUCGUUUGGUACGCUCUUCAGCUGCUGUGGAGCCCUGUGGUUCAAGAUUUAAGGAGCUUAGGGCACGGAAUAAGUUGAGUUUUGACGAGGCGGAUAAUAAUGAACUCCCGUACGUGUUUGGAUCCAUGGAGUUCUCAGAUGAUGAGCUGUUUUUUGAAGACUGCACAUGUAGUGGCAUAGAACCGAUUACCAUUAAAGAGCGCACUAAGUUUCGUGCUGAAUUGGGCAGUGUUGAUUCUGAGCCUUCAACACCAAUGAAGCAAAAGACUCGAGUAAAAGAAGAUAAAGAAAACUCUGACUCAAAGCUAUCCAAGAACGAAGGUCCGUUCUUGCAUCCAGCACCUUGGACUCCUAUUACUAAGAAGAAAGGCAUACUGACCACCCCCAACAACAAUAUUCUGCUGCCUGGGAAAGAAAUAAAUUCUACCACCAAAGAGACUCCUAUGAAGAAAGCUGCCCAGCCCGACAGUGAGAUGACUGGUGUAAUCAGUCCUGAAAGGCGUUGUCGCUCUGUGGAUUUGGACUUGAAUCAAGCACACCUGGAUAGUGCUCAAAAGAAAAAAGGAGCAAAGGUAUUUGGGAGUCUGGAAAGAGGACUUGAUAAAGUAAUAACAAUGUUAACGCCAAGCAAACGAAAAGGAUGCACAAGAGAUGGACCCAGAAAGCUCAGGGCUCAUUACAAUGUAACCAUGAUAAAUCUACUGACUCCUGACCAGCUACUAAAUGAAAUAGUCAGAGUGCUGCCAGCGAAGAAUGUCGACUAUGUACAGAAGGGGUAUACUUUAAAAUGCAAAACACAGUCUGACUUUGGGAAGGUGACAAUGCAGUUCGAACUAGAGGUGUGCCAACUCAACAAGCCUGAUGUAGUAGGGAUCAGAAGACAGCGGCUUAAAGGUGAUGCCUGGGUGUACAAGCGACUAGUAGAAGACAUUCUUUCAAGCUGCAAGAUCACAGUGGUCUAGUUACUUCUGAGAAUUGUGUUUUUAGUGUACAUAGAAUACCAACAUUAAUAUUCCUGUUCUGUAUAAUAGUCUUGUAAUAUAAAUGUCAGAGAUAUUAGCUAGCUAUUGGGUUAAGUCAUGCGUAAGUAUGUGAAUAAAUGUAAAGUCAAUUGUCUUUUUAAU
Messenger RNA from Bufo bufo (common toad), 2225 nucleotides. RefSeq names its product maternal embryonic leucine zipper kinase (gene MELK). The record is from RefSeq and is a predicted model, not a curated record. Gene Ontology annotation, cellular component: cytoplasm. NCBI's taxonomy places the organism in Eukaryota, Metazoa, Chordata, Amphibia, Anura, Bufonidae. The transcript has 18 exons. Gene Ontology annotation, biological process: protein phosphorylation; intracellular signal transduction; microtubule cytoskeleton organization. The coding region runs from base 108 to 2063 and encodes 651 amino acids. Gene Ontology annotation, molecular function: ATP binding; protein serine/threonine kinase activity; tau-protein kinase activity.